UUAUCCAUGGUGGUCACAUCUUUCUAUACGACCAUCCAACCCGUCACCGAAAUUCAAAUUCCCGCCCCUAUCGCCAACGUGAAAAUCCCAGACUCGGAAAUUCCAAAUCCUCAUUUUCACAUAAAAUCAGAACAAAAAGAAGAUCAAAACCCUAAUGUCAUCAUCAACCACAAACAACAAGAAUAUGAACGACGUUGAUCGUUUAUUCGCAUGCUUCAAGUGCGGUGUAUCACCGCCUCCUUCUGCUUUGAUUGAAAGAAAAAGAAGGAAAAGGAAAUUGGAGAAGGAAAAGUCGAAGAAUGAGAUAGUAUCGGAAUCUCCAAAUCCAGGAUCAAUUGAAGGAAGAGAAGAGAAAACUCCCUUAUCACGCAUCAAAACCACAAACGUCGAAUCUUCCAUAGAGAAACUUAAAUCAGCAAUAGCUAAAACCAAAAGCUGUAGUAGAAGGAAGCAAAUCUCUCCGGUUGUAUUCUAUGGUUCUCCUCAUGGCGUGCCUCCGAAAAAACCAACCAGUUUAUGGCGAUUGUUACAUGAGAUACGUGUUGAUCUCUCCCAGCGAAAUAAACAGAACUUAAGGAAGGAAGUUUGGUUUACAUUCCCUAGGCAGGAUGAAGCAGUAAAAUUUGCCAAAGAACAAGAAGAUGUUCAUCUCUUUAGUUACCAAGAUCACUUUAAUGGCCAGAGAAGGUUCCUUGUGUCUACUUAUACAGAAUUCUGGCGAAGGUACAAAAACAUGCCUUCCAAAUUCCGUCAUCAUUAUGAAGUGAUUCAAGAGGGUUUACCAUGCCACCUUUACUUUGAUUUGGAGUUUAAUACAAGAGUCAACAUAGGAAAGAAUGGAGACGAAAUGGUUGAUCUUUUGAUAUCAGUAGUUUUAGAAGCCUUACAUGAAAAGUAUGAAAUCCAUGGAGAGCGUGAUUGGAUAGUAGAACUUGAUUCUUCAACUAAAGACAAGUUUUCUCGUCAUCUAACAAUACGCAUACCAAAGGCUGCUUUUAAGGAUAACUCUCAUGCAGGUGCCUUUGUUUCAGAAGUUUGCUCAAGAAUUCUAAAUGCAAAGGGGGAAGAUAAAAGUUAUGAAAAGUUAUUUGUAGCAAAAGAUGACAAUGAAUCUGCUUGCCAACUUUUUGUGGAUACUGCUGUAUAUACUCGGAAUCGUUGUUUCCGUCUUCAUCUAUCUUCAAAGGCAGGAAAAAGUUCAAUUCUUUUGCCGACAGAGAGAUUUAAGAGCAAGCACUUGAGUGAAGAAGACAUGUUCAUGGCUUCCUUGAUCUGCAACAUGGACGUUGAUUGCGGAAAGCUUCUGGUCUGCAAACCAGACUUAGAUUGCGUGAAGACUCUGCAUUUUGAUACAGAGUUGAAUUGUAAUCUUGGAAACUCUGUCCAAAUUCAUCCAGAACUUACAUUUAAUACUUGCACAAGUGAAGUUUCAAGAACAUACUUCAUGGGAAAGUCACCAUUCCCAUUUGUGGACGAAUUUAUAUUAUCUGUUGCCUCUGUUGGGAAUAUACCAGGAAAAAUUCAUAGUUGGUAUUUAUUCUCUGAAUUUGGACUGCUGAUCUACAGCAUGACAAAAAAUAGAUACUGUGAGCGAAUUGGCAGACAACAUAAAAGCAAUAAUGUGAUGUACGUUGUUGACCUAAAAAGGGUAAUGUACUAUCAGAAAUGUUAUGAUCCUGACUGCCGAGGUUUUCGAUCUUCUUCGCGACCAAUUCCAAUUCACUUGUUCUCCAAUCCUUCAGUUGUUGGUUCAUCUGGGAUGUCGAAUGAUAAACAGCCAGUAGAUGAUAAGUGGGGACGUCAGCCUGAUGAUAACAACAAACCCAAUUUUCUACAAUAUGAAGACACUGUUGAGGACAACUCCAGUGAUUCUUGGUGGCUAGAAGCCAUAAAAGUAGUAGAGGAUGUGGAGAGUAAGCAAAAUGCAACUGAGUUAAGCACCCAGGAGGUAAUUGAUGAUGGCGAUGAUGAGUGGUGGCUGGCUGCAGAAAGGACUGCAUCCCAGAUUGAACUGACAUAUACUUCAACUAAUUCAGAAUGUUAGCACCAUAAUUCAGCUCGCGAAUAACGUGCGUUGUAUGCAUGUCCAUUUUUAUGAUACUCUAAUCAUAGUGUCUCUGGGAUGAAAUGGAUGUCUGCGGCUCUCUAGUUGGAUCAACAAUUAGAUGAUUGAAGCCAGGAGAGGGGGUUGCUAUACUUAUCCGCAGCAACCUAACAUAGAGAGGAGAUCCUGAAAAGAAGCAAAGUUUAUGAGAUAAUCCUGGAAGAAAAAUGAAUUUAAGUGUUGGAGAUAUGAAGCUCAAUCUCUCCUGCAGAAAACAGAACAGUCAGGAGAGAAUUGUAAAAAAGAGAGAAGAGAGAUAUAGAGAGAGGGAAGUCUGGUUGUACAUAUAUUUUUUGUUUUCAUUUUAUAUAAUGUUUAUUUCAAAUUGUUAAUAAGAUGUACACAGGGUUCUCAAACAAUUUUGAAGAGUGUUCUAGUCUUAAAAUUCGGUCUAUAAUAAUUUUUUUUC
This is a messenger RNA of Vicia villosa (hairy vetch), 2513 nucleotides long. RefSeq lists its product as uncharacterized. Bases 155 to 2044 code for a protein of 629 amino acids. Gene Ontology annotation, cellular component: mitochondrial matrix; nucleus. Gene Ontology annotation, biological process: replication fork processing; mitochondrial DNA replication; response to UV. The record is from RefSeq and is a predicted model, not a curated record. Gene Ontology annotation, molecular function: DNA-directed DNA polymerase activity; chromatin binding. NCBI's taxonomy places the organism in Eukaryota, Viridiplantae, Streptophyta, Magnoliopsida, Fabales, Fabaceae. The transcript has 14 exons.